Coprinopsis cinerea okayama7#130 is the source of this 1080-nucleotide messenger RNA. RefSeq lists its product as hypothetical. The transcript is spliced from 3 exons. The record is from RefSeq and is a predicted model, not a curated record. Bases 1 to 1080 code for a protein of 359 amino acids. Lineage: Eukaryota; Fungi; Basidiomycota; Agaricomycetes; Agaricales; Psathyrellaceae.
AUGGCUGCCAGGCGGAUUGACGACCGCGACCCAUCUAUAGCUUAUUCGCAGCCCGCACAAGGUCAUCACUGGACUGACCAGGGGUCUAGCACGUCCUAUGGUGGCACCCUACGGUUGACGCGAACGCGAAAUGCCAAUGCGAGGGUUACCUUUGAGGGGACGUCCAUUCAGGUAUACGGUCUUAUCUCCCCUUCUGGAACGGGAGAGGUUCCGAUAUCGAACUACGCCAUCGACAAUCUCCCCACUGUGAUGUACACGGCAGCACCCAACUCGCAAACGCAGAGUCAAGUUUUAUUCUUCGACUCUGGACCACUUUCUCCUGGUACCCACACCCUCAUCGUCUCCAACCAACGAGAAGGAGCAUUUUUCUGGCUGGACUCUUUCGUUAUCACGCCGAACCCCGCACCGCCGCCAGCAUCGCCACCCCAGGCAGAUCCUCCUGUCACUCAGCCAGCACCAAGCCCGCAAGAAGGUAUUCGACCUGAUCCCAGCCCAUUACCAGGAUCCGACAGGCCUCCGCCAGUUGGGAGUAGUAACCCGGACCCGGCUCCGUCUCCGAGUCCUCGCAGCGGCCAAGCAUCUGAGUUGCCAUCCCAAAUCUCGCAUGCGCACAACCCAGAAACCACGUAUGAUGCCAGCGUCACGAGAAUCCUGGUCAAAUCCCGAGAGCCAACUCCGUCUGGUAGCAUCGAAGACAGUUCCCAAGGAGAGGUUGUGGGUGCUUCGUCCAAAGGGACACCGGUCGGCCCGAUUGUGGGAGGUGUUUUGGGAGCAUUGGUUCUCCUUCUCCUGACCGGUUUUGCGAUUCUCUUUUUGAAAAGAAGGCAUAGGAAGAAAGCAGCGUCUGAAUCUCAGUAUCUGGGCCAGCAGCCGUCAUGGUAUUCAGGUAGCCCGGUGACUGGCUCUCAUGCCGCGCCAUACACAUCACCGACAAACAGCACCAGUGUGUCUGGCCACGCCCAUAACCGCUCUCUCGACGCCAAUUCCGGGAAUGCGAAUAGCUAUGCCAGCCAGCAGCAAUAUUACGCCGCCCCACCCGUGGGCAAUAGCUACACUCACACUCCAGGCUGGAGAAAUUAG